Stomoxys calcitrans (stable fly) is the source of this 842-nucleotide messenger RNA. RefSeq lists its product as uncharacterized. The transcript has 4 exons. Bases 127 to 681 code for a protein of 184 amino acids. Lineage: Eukaryota; Metazoa; Arthropoda; Insecta; Diptera; Muscidae. The record is from RefSeq and is a predicted model, not a curated record.
GAUUUUUUCAGUUACGCGAAAAAUUUUUAACGCUUUUUACAUUUAGUACUUAUACUCCGUCGCAGUUAACAUUUUGCAGCGUAAAUAAAAAGCGGAAAAAAUAAUUCAAUAAAAUUUUUCUUAAAAAUGUUUACAAAAGUGAUAUUUUCUUGUGCACUGGUGACAAUCGUUUGGAGUUUCUUGUCAAUAGCAAGAAUUAGUGCUUUGUGUAUUUAUUCGGAACGCACGACAUGUUUAACUGAUAUGUCAGCGGAAGAAGCCAAUGAAACUCUGGCUUAUGUCCUCAGCAAAUACGAAGGGGUAGAAAAGAAAAUCAUUGGGGAGCCUAUAUCCAUUUACGGACUGCGUGUGUCACGCGGCGAUGCCGAGGAAGAAAUCAACAUUCACUUCAAGUACAUUGACAAUACACAGCAUGACAUUAUUCAAAAUUGUGUUUUCGCUCUCUACCGUCGAGAAAGUGAAUGCGAACUCAUCAGGACGAUUUGCAACACAUUUCUACCGAUUACACCUCGUCCACUGUUGGAACGCAGCGAUUUGCGUAUUUGCAAUGAUGGCAGUGAUGUGCAACUGAUUGAGAAAGAGGACAUUGAGGAGGAUACGGAAGAGAGCAGCACCAUGACAACCACGGAUGCUGAACAGGUAGUUGUUGAUGCUGACGCUGAUGGACAGCAAAAGCGUUAGACAAUCAAAUCGCAUAAAUGUGCAGUGAUAAAGUGCUUCAACAUCAACAGAUGGGCUACAACGUGGAGUGACUGGCUGAAUGGAUGGUUGGAUGUUGGUUCAACAGAUUUCUCUGUCAAAGAAAAUUUGUGAUGAAGGACACUUUUAUGUAACGUUUAUUA